Molecule: messenger RNA, 2500 nt
Organism: Aspergillus caelatus
Lineage: Eukaryota; Fungi; Ascomycota; Eurotiomycetes; Eurotiales; Aspergillaceae
Exons: 3
Coding region: 164-2434 (756 amino acids)
Source: RefSeq, a predicted model, not a curated record
GGACACAGCAGCCAAUCUCGAAGAGGAUGGGGAUGACUACGAACAAACGCGCUUACUGUCACCACAGCCCGCGUCUUCAAAUAGGCCGGAUAGAUUCGCAAAGGUUGAAUACCUAUCUCGAUACAUCCCCGAACUGGACCCAAAAAAUGCUCGGGCAAAGACAAUGAGAGUUAAGAUGGCGAAGAGAACAACAAUGCUUAAGACGCAAAUGACAAUAGCCACCGUGGUCAUGAUUUUCAAUCUCAGUAUCACAAUUUGGGCGGUUCUGAGUUAUCCCCCGGACGGUCGAGGCGUGGGCACAUUUUCCUUUAGCGAUUGCUCUAGUACCACCGCCCUCAAUAGCGCGUUGCAUGUGGCCCUCAACAUUAUAUCAUCUCUUUUCCUCGGAGCCGGAAACUACUGUAUGCAGAUCCUCGUUGCACCGUCGCGUGAUGAGAUAGCCCAGACACAUCUCAAAGGCUCAGCACUAGAAAUCGGGGUCCCAAGCAUGAGGAACUUGAGGUAUAUCAAACGGAGCCGAGUCGCCGCCUGGUUUGGUAUCGGUUUCAUUGUAGCACUUCUGCACUUCUUUUGGAAUUCUGCGAUUUUCACAUCUUUGCCAAUCGUGGUGAUCCCACGCGCUGUAGCCACAAACGACUUUCUUCCGGUCGGAUAUAACUGGACAGCCUCUGACCCGCUAUCACACUUUUCGUGGUGGAAACCUGCUCCAGGAUAUGGCGAAGCAUCGAAGAAUACAUCAAUGAUAUAUUCUCUGCAGGAUGGUGCCGCUAACUUCACUUAUUUAGAUACUGAGGCCUGUAUCAAGCGGUAUAUCAAUCCAAUGACUGCCACCAGCUCUGUCAUAAUUGUCGCCCGGAACGUCAGUACGGUACAGAACAAUGGCUCCUCCUUGAUUGAUGGAUGGGUGUCUGGUUGGGAACCGUGGUCGGGAUCUAGCGCUUGGAUCUGUCGCGCAUAUCAGGAUAUCCACAAAGACAGGUUUUGCAAUUGGGACUUCGCCAAAUCCUUUACUAAUGACUGGAGAUUGUCUUGGCCGCGAGGGGUGCAAGUAGAUCACUGCUUAAGUGCAGAUGAGGGGAGUAGUCAGGAUAGGUGUGGAUUGCAUUACAGCACACAUAUCCUGGCUAUUGUUUGCGUCUGUACCUUUCUGGAGAGCCUCCUAGUCUACUGGACCGCCUUCCAUCAUUUCCGCAACACGAAAACAAAGGAACAGAAAAGGGACCAUCACACUAUGGUAACUAUAGGUGACGCAAUCAAUAGCUUUCUCGAACAUCCGCAGUCAUACAUAAAUGAGCUAACCGAUGAAGACGACGAUGCAUCCACAUCUUAUAGGCUAGGAGCUGUUCAGAUUCAAAAGACGACUUGGCUGGUUAAGCCUCGUGUAUCAUGGUUCAAGGCUGUUAAUAUACACAUCUGGGUAAUCUCACUUGUAUUGUUUUCUACAGGGCUAGCAAUUACCUCAUACUCUAUCGGAAGUUCGAUCGAGUGGAUAUCACAGAAGGGUGUUGAUGUGAGCCCUGCAGCUCUGUGGCAGUAUGGUUUCCAAGUAAACCCGGCCAUGCUGGCUCGCGAUAUGGGCCCCCUGAACUCUAUUGCCGCCGACGGACCUGUAAUGCUUCUAGGCAACAUCCUCAUAGCCAAUAGUCCGCAGGUUAUGAUUAGCUUUCUCUACCUCUUUUACAACAACAUCCUCACACGUCAGCUCGUCAGUGAUGAGUGGGUGCGCUUUCUCCAAGAAGAAGGAAAAAAGCCGUUACGGGUUUCUUCACCCGAGGGCAUGCAGCGGUCAUCCUACUUUCUCUCCUUGCCAUUCAAAUAUUCAGUCCCACUUAUGGUGCUGGCCAUUCUCCUGCACUGGCUGAUAUCACAGAGUAUUUUCCUUGUCCAGUCCAGCGCCUUCGCGCCGGGUAAAGACGGCGCACGUCUUCCUAUGUACGACUACACUGCCCGAGGCUAUUCUCCUCUUGGCUCCAUAAUGGCGAUUGCCCUUGGCUUUGCUUUGGUCAUUGCCUUGCUUUUGAACUCCGUAUUUCGUUCUUAUAGAAAUAUUCCAGCCAAUUUUCACUUAAUGGCGUUCAAUAGUAGCGCUAUUGAGGCUCUAUGUCAGCGACCGGACGCUGAUUCAGACGCGAGACUAUUCCCAGUUAGAAUCGGUGUUGCUGUGAUGGAUCCAAAACCCAGAACGAGUCCUAGUGCAUUAUCGGAGCCUUCCUACACGGCGGUUGUGUUUUCCACUGAUACUACGCUUCAAGUACCAGAACAUGGUGAACAAUAUGUACAGCCUAUCCUCAUCUGUGGUGAGGGUAUCGGGUAUAAAUUUGUUUCCAGUGUUCGCAGAUUAAUGGUGAACGGUUAUACCCUCAUAUGUAAUGCUUGGGAUUGCCUUGUUUCAGCGAUAGUUCGAAACAGUCGGAGACAAGCGAGAGCAAUGUGAUGGUUCUUUGAUGAGAAUGGUUCUCCGUCUGGCCAAACUGGAGAAAUAUAUAUGUUGACCCGAAAA